AUGACGAUCGCUGUGCUGGGAAAAGACACUUGUGCCGGAGUCGACUUGCCUUCUGCAGUUGGAGCCAAGGAUGGCCAAAACUCGGAGAAAGGCGGCUGCGUCCAGUACCGCUACGUGCUCAUCAUCCUGGGGUUCUUCGGCCUCGCCAACGUGUACGGCAUGCGGGUGAACCUGAACGUGGCGCUGGUGGCCAUGGUGAACCACACCGCCGUCCAGGAGAACACCGUGCCAAGCGACUGCCCCCUGCCGAGCGCGGGCGGCAACGACACCAGUGCCGUUUUAAAAGACGGUCCGUUCGCCUGGGACCCCGUGGCGCAGGGGGUGGUGCUGGGGGCCUUCUUCUACGGCUACAUCGUGACCCCGAUCCCGGGGGGCCGCAUGGCCGAGCGCUUCGGAGCCAAGUGGCUCUUCGGCCUCGGCACCCUCUUUACGGGCCUCCUGUCUCUGGCCAUCCCGUCCGCAGCCUACGCUGGCCAGGGCUACCUCGUCGCCGUCAGAGUGCUCCAGGGCAUCGGAGAGGGUGUCACGUAUCCGGCCAUCGAGGCGCAGGUGGCGCACUGGAUCCCCGUGAACCAGCGCGCCACGGCCGUAUCCCUCAUCCACACCGGAGGCUUCUUCGGGGUGGCCGUCGGCAUGUACAUCUCGGGCCUGCUCUCGUCCACCGACUUCCUGGGCGGCUGGCCGUCCGUCUUCUACGUCUUCGGCAUCUGGACGUGCUUCUGGUUCCUCCUGUGGGCGCUGUUCACGUCCAACACGCCGGCAGACCACCACUGGGCGAGCGCUCGGGAGGUGUGCAUGAUCGAGGCCGACCUCGGAGACCAGAAGCCGACCUUGGCUAGGCGCACACCCUGGCUGAAGAUCUUCACUUCCCUUCCGGUGUUCGGCGUGGUGAUGGCACACUUCGGAACCCACUGGCUGCAGUACGUCCUGGUCAGCGAGCUGCCCACUUACCUCGGCACCGUGCUUCACUACGACAUCGACGACAACGGACUGUACUCUUCGCUGCCGUACCUGGGCGCCAUCGGGUCCGGUGCCCUCUCAGGAGUCUUGGCGGACUUUCUCCGGAGCCGCCGUCUCAUGUCGGCUACGCACGUGCGGAAACUCUUCAACGGCCUAGGUGAGACAUAA
Messenger RNA from Ixodes scapularis (black-legged tick), 1128 nucleotides. Its product is annotated as sialin. Bases 1 to 1128 code for a protein of 375 amino acids. Lineage: Eukaryota; Metazoa; Arthropoda; Arachnida; Ixodida; Ixodidae. Gene Ontology annotation, molecular function: transmembrane transporter activity. The transcript has 7 exons. The record is from RefSeq and is a predicted model, not a curated record. Gene Ontology annotation, biological process: transmembrane transport; monoatomic anion transport.